UGGAAACAAAACGAACCGCGACGCAUAGCAAAGCGAAAGGAAGAGAACUCCGAAUGCGUGAAGCUGCAAACCAAAAGAAAAAAAACUACACUUUGUCCAUCGCGUAAAAGCUGCCAUUUUUCGUCCAAAGUGUGAGCGAAGCUGCAUUCAUUCUACCGUUUUGUAGUGUCAAAUUGUGCGUGUUUUAAACCCAAAGUGUUUUAUAAUGUUGAGGAAUCGUUUGGUAAACUUGCCGGUACCGUUUUAGAGCAUAAAAAUGUAAACGAUUUCGUGUAAUUGCUUCGACAGCAUCAGCUAAUCAAAGUGCAAAAAGUCCUUGAGAAAAAUUUCUUCCUACCGGUUUCCCUUUUCGGUUGGUUUGAGUGAGCAAACGAACGCGAAGCGGAAGGGAGAUAAAACGAGAGGGUGAAGUUAUUUUUGUGUAUUGUGUGGCGGUGUUGGACAAUGUCUUCAAAACUGCUGAAUUACCCAGCAGCCAGUUCCAAUCCCCAUCUGGCCACCGGUUCGUCUGCGGCCGGAUCCGCAGCAGGCAGCCGAAACGGAGGUCACGGUUCUUCGCAGCUCAACUUUGAAAAUCUCCAGCUGGACGACAUUCUCUGUACGGUUUGCCAGUCAGUGCUGGUGGAGCCGGUCUUUCUACCGUGCCAGCAUAGGUUCUGCCGGAACUGCUUGAGCGGAACCAUCGAGAAGAACAAUCUAAACUGCCCAUGCUGUCGCAAGCGGUUCGGCACCUGGUAUCGGAAUGCAUCACGAGUGAACAAGCUGGUCCACGAGCAGCUGUGGAGUGCAAUACAGAGCCAAUUUCGGGAUUACUUGGAGGAGGACGGAGCCCGGUGCAACGGGAACGGAAGCUCCGGAACCUGCUUCGCACCACAAACCGAAAGUGUUAUCCGCCUAAGCGAACCGGGCGAAAUUCGCAAAGAGUACGAAAACGAGCUGCAACGAUAUCGUAAAGAGUUGAUCGAGGAGAAAAAGAAAGAACUGGCAGCAUCGGAGAAGUACAUCAUUAACCUAUACAAACAGGAAGGUAUUAUUGACCUGGUGGACAGUAGCGACCACUUGUCAAUAUCAUCCUCGACUAGCACGCCAGAGCAUGAGCGUAACCACGAAGAUGGAGAGCAGCAAAAACGCUCACAGGUAUCCGCCAGUGACGUUCAUGAAUUGGACGAUGACGAAGUUGCAGGACCGUCGGGAUCAGCUUUCACUCAACCCAAAGCUAUUGCCGCCACCAUCAACUGCAAUCAGCUUAGCAAUUCGGUACAACAGUCAUCGAAUGUGAUCAGUAGCAACCAAGUUAGCACUAGUCGCCCUGAAACGUCCAAAUCUGUGUCCAAUGGAAGCGUGAUUUCCAUUUCAUCCACUUCGUCUGCUUCGGCCGCAUCCUCCUCAUGUAUUUCCUCCACCUCAAGUCGAUACAGUUUAAUCAAAUCUGCGCAGCAAACAACGGGAGGUGGCCAUGCGGAGGCAGGCAAACAAAAACACUCAAUCCUCAAUAAGUUCACAACAGCAGGCGGAUCGAAAAAGGUCUUCACCAUGGCCGAUCUUAACAAGAGUGAACUUUGUGUCAAACCUACAAAACUACACCGUAAAUCUCCUAGCAACGAUGACGACGAUGAUCCGGACGAUGGCGAUAGUCUUCGUUCAGAGCUGAACCACUUCAAGCCGAUCAUUGCUACCACCCCAAAGAGCUGCUUUUCACCAAAAGCGAUCAUACGGGUUCCUUCCAUACGACCGGAAAACGCCGGUCCAUUGCCAUUAACAUCAGCGGGUGCCACCAUCGAACGUUUGAGUCCGAGCAAGAGUCCGUUCAAGCCGAUCGACCCAACAACGCCACGUCGGUCAGCGUUUUCCGUGGUGAAUGUCCACCUGCUAACCCCACCGACUACGAGCGACUGGAAUAAGGGCAGCAGCCAACAACAGCGAAACCGCUUGGCAAAGAAAUGUACGCCCCAUUCUGCCAACAGCCCCAAAGACGGUGCAGCGUCCACAACGAAACGACAAACUAACAAAAAGAAGCGAAACAGUCAAAAAAAGGCAAAACCAACAGCUAGUCAACGUAAGCGGAAGCUGGAAUUCUCACCACAGCCUAACAGCAGUAAGGUAAAACCAAACCGAUCCACGAAAGCUACAACGGAACCAGCGAAGCCCCAUCGGUUGACUAGACAAAGCUUCAACAGUGAAGCACUUUUACUUAAAGAGUUAAUUGUUACCGAUCAGCAACGACGUGCAGCUAUGAUCGAACAAGAACGACGUGAUUUUGAAUUCGCACAGAAGCUACAGAAAAAGCUCAACAGGACACGAGGCGCGGCCGCACUACUGAUGGAACCAUUCGGCACUUCGUCCAGAUCGGAAGCAGGAAAUAAUGCCUACUCACUGCGACAGAAGGUGACGUUCACCACUGUGCCGGACAGUGUUAGUUAUUUUAAUUAUGUACACAAUCCUGUACCGGAACCUUCUCGAAAACGAAAGUCAACGGCCGUUCAAUCAGUCACAGCGGGUAAUCAGGAUAAAACUACUCAAAAACAGGUCGGGACCGGCAAAACACCUAAACUGAUAAAACAAGAACCAGUGGAUGAUACUACUGCUGCAGAGACGGGCGAUCCGGUGCGGCGUAGUACGCGGAACAGGCACUAAAGCCAGGCCAGAGUGUCUGGAUGUCAACUUUUUGCAAGGAUUGUGAUGUAAUUAUCAAUGCGACGCAGUUGAUAUUAAUGUGAUCUUAACCUAAGCACACAUGCGUAAUUGCACCGAGCUAACCGGCCCCAAAUGAGUGAGUGAACCGAGGUCCAGUGCCGCUCACGUUUGCGUACGUGUGUAUGUGUGAGGUUUAGUAAGCGUAAGUAAUUUGAACGUGUUUUGGUCUAUUUAUUCCUUUAUUUUACUAUCUUCUAUCAAGAGAAACAACAAUAGAACGAAUAAUGGUUUGGCAAUUUUUAUUUCAAGAUCUGCUUCAGAGCGGUAUUUUUACCUGCCAUCAAACAGGUAUACUUUUCAAUACUGUUUCAAAUGCUAUCAUUUUUUGAAACACUACAAAAGUGUCACCUCCGAUGAAGAUCUGUCUAGAAACGAAUUUUCACUCUUUCUGAUUUUAUUUUAAAAAAUGCAUUCCUUAUUGUUGGCGUACCGUUACUAGAAAACCCAUUGCAACAAAUUCAAUUACCAUCAAAACAAACAAACAAUAACAAAUGUAGUGUGUAAAAUAGAGCAUACAUACGAUAGUAGUUUCAAAUUUGGAAAAAAAAACUUAUCAUCAGUGAUACUCUCGAAAUAAAUAGUCAAAAAACCGAUGUUAUUCACUGAUUCAUAAAGAUUGUGUAACUCGCUGGAAAAAGAUGCCGUGCCGAAAGUGGGAACAUUUGGUGCAUUUGGAAGUUUGGGACUCCUUAUAUUUUUUCUGGUUUGUUUGCAAAAUUUCAGUUUAAUUCGUGUUUCCUUUGCGCGAUGAGCAUCCACUGAAUCUGAAUAGAUUUGGAUAAACUUGUUUGAUCUAUAAACAAAAAUUGUGAAAAAAAUGCAUGUCUAAUACCUCAAACAUUUAAACAGUUGAACAGUUUUGUGUUUGGAAUGAAUUUUCUAAAUUUUAAAUUACAAUGGAUCAGCUCCAGGCAAAUGCAUUGGAACAUCUCUGGUGAAACUCGUUAAAAAUCUAUCCACGUGGAAUGUGGAUGGCACCUCAAGACGUUUUGCAUCCAAACCUAUGGUGCUCUAGAGUAACCAUGGUAAAGAAAGGGUUACUAUACUUACUACAAAGCAAGUCCAGCCAUUUUAAAAUUUUUGUUUUGAGUAGUGAAUGUAGAGUUGACGAUAGAAAACUGAAAUAACUGGCAAAAUAGGAUAUUAUUAGAUUUAAUAUCCUAUUUGUCCAGUUAGUUUAUGUCUUUAUCGUCAAUUCUACAUUUACUGCUCGAAAUAAAAGCUUAAAAAUAAAGUUUAAUGUAUUGGCAAAAGAAUGCUUCCAUUACAGUUCUAGAUCAGAGGGGGGCAAAGUGAUCGAAUAUCCAGAACCAAAUUUUUUUGGCUCUAUUUUGGGCCUCGAACGAUCUUAAACUUCCCAGAGGUCAAUAGGGUUUGUCUUCGCUUUUCAGCAUUGCCCCCUCUAGGAUUUCUGUAGAGUUGAUCAUACCGUUACUAAUUUUGCUUCUCAAAAUUGUACAGUUGACCGUAGAGGAGAAUUUCUAAACAAUAAUAAUUUUUUUUUAUCGACCACACCAAAAUAGUAGUGAAUCUACUUCAACAAGGAAACAAUUUAAUAAAAAUAAUGACGUGAUUGGAUUUACGCAUUUACUCUUUUUUGCCCUACCUCUUCAUCUCUUCCUCUGCCUUCAUUGACGCGCGUUUUUAUUUUAACAACAAACAGGUAUCAAAAUCCAAAAGCGGAUACUUUCCCGAAUCGUGCAGGUGUUCUAACUAUGGACUUCGGUUUAUAUCACCACAAAUCAAAUAUUUCCUAAAAAUGAAAAAAGAACAGCAGAGUAGAUAUUUAGUUUUUUUUUUGUCGACAUCCCCCAGCUACUGCUGCAGUGCCGAAAUCGGAUCCCACGAGAUAUACAAAAGUAAAAUAAAAUUUGAUGUACCGUUUUCAAUAAAAAAUUAGGCCCCUUAGGAUUUUUCUUAGUUGCCUAAUUUGGUAAAAAUACCCUUUUGUGAUACUAGUUUUAAUCUAUUUUAUUGAACUAAUAUUUCACAUGUUAUAGGACAGUUGACGGCUUCUAAUUAACUCAUCUACCUACUCAUGUUUCACCUAGAAAUUAAACACAAUAUUUCUUACUUUAAAUUUUGAAGACUGAACUUGCCUACAGAAGAAUUAAAAGUGGUAACGUUUUACAAGCAAACCUAAACUUCAAGUUUAACUUUUGUUAACGAAAUUAUGAGAUUAACGGUGAGAAAAUAUGUUCAAAAUUAUCUGAGGUGAUCCGACUAUUUGUCAGUUCAACGAGAGUGGUAGAGAGUCCGCUGUGACAAGUGGGUGGUCGGAGGUUCGGUUUCCAGCAGAACUCAGGCCAUUUGAUGUCAACGGACCCGAGCAUUAAUGUAGUCUCCAAUGUAACUCCUUUUGGCAAAAAUAAGUACCGCUUACACACAACAAUUCAGAGGGAUAUUCAGUUGAAACCUUUCCAAGGAAUUAUAAUUGGCAUUAACAUUGCCAGGCUCGGAGCAGUAAAAGUGUAAAAUAGAAGGGUGAAUAGCAUACGUAACCGUAUAAUAAUAUAAGUAUGGCACUCAAUCUCAAUAGAGGUAUUGCUAAUAAUAGAAGUGCGGGAUACAGCAGUUGCCCUGGGAAUAUCUCUGAACAUCAAUGUUUAUGGGCGCAAUGAGUGGUCGCUUAAACGCUAUUUUUGACGUAAAAUUACGUCUUACGGCAACAUACACAGGGGACCAGUUUCAUUACAGGGAUCCAAUUUCAAAAACCAAAAACAUCGAGAGCGUCACAAAAAUUGUCCAUUUUCAACCGUUUUAAGCUCAGUCAGUUUCCAACCGAUUUCCGUCAUUUUUGCAGUAAUCAAUUGGAAAAUCAACCAAGCACCCGUCCAAAUGCAGAAAGUUGUAAUCUGAUUGUUCGAACGAUUAUACUAUUGAAAAUUGUCAAGCCUUGUCGAAACGCAAAUGUCGACCUCUGAUUGGUCGCACAAUGCUUUCUUCCCUAACAAGGUCGACAGAAUAUACCUAGUUGACUAAGAAUGCGCGCUUUGUGUUUUAUUUAUAAUUCAUUCCAUGAUUGUGCCGAUACCACACGGACGUUGGUUGCUGAUCGUGAAGAAGAAAGAAAAGCCGGGUUUCAAUUUUUGGCUGAUCGCGCUGGGCGCGUUGAUACUUAAGUUGAUACGUGCGAAAAAAAAUCUUUGUCAGAGCGGAUAUCGCGCGCUAUCUGGACCAUGAAGCAUUUAUGCGAUAAUUGAAUGAAAUUUUCAAAGCAACCAGUCUUUUUCAAGGUUACUAAAUAUAUUUGGAAGAGCAUAAUAAAUGGUUAUUACUAAAUUGCAACUUUGAUUGCAGUUUGAUGCUGCUGCAAUUGCGCAGCAGUGUGAUGUAUAUUACGAUUCAUUAACACUGUGCAUCACAAGCGGUAUAUGUGAAACAAAUCCGAUUCCAAACAGAAAAGUUCAGCAAGUUCCGCUCACGGUGCUGAGUCCGUUUUAGAAAAUUCAUAACACUUCAUUAACAAAUAUGUAACGUCUUGAAGAAGACGGUUGUUGCUUGACAUCACAGCAUAUUUGUGACCCUUAUACCCGAUACGUGACAGGAACAUCUUCAAGCUGUGCAACACACGAUACAUGUUAUAUUGUUGCCUUUAUAAGGCAACAAUAGGUUGACAAGAAGAAAGUAACAAUUUACUUGGAGUAGCAAACGUACGGUGGUCUGAACUUUGCGGCAAGUGAAAUAGUAGAACGUUUGUUGUAAUCCGCCAACCGGGAAGCAACCGAAAAUGUUUCUCCUUACAACGAGGUUUGACCUGUUGUGACAAAUUUCCUGGCUCCUUUGUCGUUUGUCUCUGGUGCCAUCUCAAUGAUGACACAUUUGUUGGCAGGUACACAGUUGACGAUAUAAUAUGCGCUUUCACGCUCAAAUUUCGCUUAUAUACCGACAAACUGUGAGCAGCGUAGCCCAUCCUCUUUUUUACGAACGUAGUAGAAUGAUAUAACUGGAAAUAUUUUUUUCAGUUAUCCCAUUCCACAACGUGCGUAAAAAAUCUUUGUCAGAGCGGAUAUCGCGCGCUAUUUGGACCAUGAAGCAUUUAUGCGAUAAUUGAAUGAAAUUUGCAAAUGCAGCAACCAGUCUUUUUCAAGGCUGCUAAAUAUAUUUGGAAGAGCAUAAUGAAUGGUUAUUACUAAAUUGCAACUUUGAUAGCAGUUUGAUGCUGCUGCAAUUGCGCAGCAGUGUGAUGUAUAUUACGAUUCAUUAACACUGUGCAUCACAAGCGGUAUAUGCGAAACAAAUCCGUAAAUGUCAAUUUACUAAGUUUUCAUCAUUACAAACCAGUCACUUCUUACAGCAUCUCGAUCAUACUCAUGGUUCAUAACAAUUUACAAAAGGGGCAUCUUUGCCGAUUGAGGAUUCCGGCCUUUCUUUGGGUAAACUCCGUCUUUUUACAGCAUCAUGAAAUACAAACAAUCUUCAUAUAAGUAUAUGAAUAUGACCAAGGAUUUUGACGAUACCUUCGGAGAAUUAAAAUUCUUUCUGCUUUGUUUAUUUUAAACAUUUAACAAGGCUGAAAUUACUAACUGUUACUGCACAGUUCAAUUGUCUGGUAAAUACAACUAAUAUCAAACAUUUAUGAAUUGAUUAUACGAUUUUUUUAUGUUUCUUUCAACAGAGUCGACUUGAGCACAUCGAUUAGUGCGUUUUCGACGUAGAAUUUUGUCUUACGGCAACAUAUAUAGGGGUACAAAUUGUAAAACCGAAAAUGAACGAGCGUCACGAAUAUUGCCCACUUUCAAAAGUUCUGAACUCAGCUAGUUUCCAACGGAUUCCGUUUAUUUUUAAAGCAAAAAUAAUAUACGAAACAAAUACGGAAAAAUAUAUCGCUUCACACCAUUAAAAUGAUUAACCCUAAUCGAGUGUAUUUCCAAAGCUAUUGCAAAAAAUUAUUGCCCUAAGACAGGCUGUCGUAAUUCUACGUUAACCUUGCGGUCGUUUCUUAUAAACAACCUCUUCCACUUUUUGCAACAUAUAUUUUAUACUAGUGCAACUUUUGAAUAGACCCUUUAGGGAAAUCAAUUAUGGUUUAAUAUAAAGAGCUAAUAAAAAAAACAUUUUUGUGAUUUUUGUAACGUUUUGUGGGUAAUAGAAACCCCUAAUUUUUAAAAACUAAUAUUUGUGCGCAGAAUAGUAUUAUCACAGACUAACAGACGUAACACUGGAACCAAGUUCCAUCUCCACUAAAAACGAUCAUUUCAAAUUUUCAUUCAAAUAACAGUCGGCGCGCGACAAUGCCGUCUGAGACGCUGUCAUGCUAUCUCAAACAUUUUUCCUAGUUCCCAAUUUGACACAUGCACGUACGCUAGCGCUGUUGUCAGAGUACAUGACGCAGCGCGAACACGGCAGCAGGUGGUGCUAGUGUCACUCACGUAAACUACUGUUAUCAUCGGAACGAUGGAUUGAUUGAUAAUUUGUUUAAAGUUCAAAGUUGUCUGUUUGUCUGUGGUAUCAUCUUUAAUAUUAAGAUCGAGCACCUGAUGUUGGUUUUUUGUUAUAGGAGUCACUUCACGGUGAAAUCAGAACCCUAUUAUGGGACUCACAUAAGUCAGAAAAACGUUGCAAAGGGACAUCUGCCGUGAUAUCUGGGUUAUUAUGAGUGUUAUAUCACUGAAGUGACUGAAGUGGACCGGAAAAGUGAAGUUUCCACAUCCCUGUCACGAAUGUCAUCCCCAUACAUUUCGCUUGAAGCCGUUUUUCUCUGGCUCUCUGGCUCGAUUAUACGUCAAAAGGCUGUCAGUGCUUGCGAAACAGCCGCUUAAGCACCGUCCAUGAAGGAUCAAUUGUUGCUCCGUAGAGUAACACAUGCGGCACAAUGAACGGAGCGUAUGACCAUAUUUCCAACAGUAACGCCAUCACCAUCGGCGGAGGCUUCAGGAAACUUGCCAUGACAUCGGUCUGGAAGUUUCACGUGGAGUUAUUUCACGACCAUUUUGAACGGUGAAAUGAUUUCACGAAGACGGGGGUGGUUUUAAAAUCGAUUGAUUUGUGAUCCAAUGAUAAUAUAUAUUUUGGUAUUUAUUUUUCAGUAACCACGCGAAUCAGAAACAGACAUUGGUGUAACUAAGGAAGAAUCCUUGGGGGCUAUUUUUCAUGCAAAAGCGGUAUAGCAUUUUUUUUUACUGCUUGUAUUCCUCGUGGGAUUCGAUUUCGGCACUGCAGCAGUAGCUGGAGGAAGUCGACAAAAAAAAUACCGAAUAUCUACUCUACUGUUCUCAUUCUUUUUCAUUCUCGGGAAAUAUAUGAUUUGUGGCAAUAUGAACCGAAGUCCAUAGUUGAAAUCACCUACCGGAAUCGGCGAUUUCUUUAUUUGGACAACGAAAUUUCAAACGGUGAAAGAAAUUAUCAUUUGAAUUCCCAGGCCUCUAGUGCCAACUGUACAAUUUUGAGAAGCAAAUUCAGUAAUGGUAUGAUCUACUUUAGGAAGAGCUACAGAAAUCCUAGAGGGGGCUAUAUACCCCCUAGCCCCCCCGUAGGUACGCCAAUGUUUUUCAAUUUUGUAAUCUGCAACAAAAAUUUAUUGCAAGAAGUAAUGGCAAAGAUGAUAUGGCUUGAUGAGGUGUCCUCUGAUAACAACACUAUUGCAAGAAAUAUUGCCGAUGACACUUCGGGUUAUAUUAUAUUUACUUAGCUUUUGCAAUCGGACUUUCAGAAAUCGUACCUCAAAGGAAGUAAAACUUCGCAUUUUUGGUCGAUGAAACACAAACUCUUGAAUAUUUGAUAUCGAAAAAAUUGUUUAUGCCAAAUGUCGUAGAAAUGGAUUAAUCGUCGAGAUCUGGUAUUUAAAAAAAAAUUAAACCGACUCUGAGAAUCAGUAUGCUCUCGUACUGGAAGACAGAAAGCUGAUUCUUUUAAAAAAGUCACAUUUGGCAUAAUCUUUUUUUUAUAUGUAUAAAAAAAUUUAUGCUUAAUUCAUUGGCCAAAAAAGUGAAGCUUUAAUCGCUUUGAGGCACGACUUCUGGAAGUCCGAUUGCAAAAGCUAAGUUAAUCUUGUUUUCGAGCAGUAAUAAUGGAAUCAAAUUCUCGAAAAAUACAGCAAAGUUUUCAGUAAAAUCUAACUUUCAUGUAAGAAUACUUCUUGUGCGAAAUAUUUGCUUUAAAGUUGAAAUUAUUAGUGGAAUGUGAAGGCAUGUUUUGUAUCAGGAUCGGAUCAGAACUGAAACAUGAUAGGAACAGCUUACUUUUGAGACUUCACCGCUCCACUUUACCUGUGCUUGAUAUUGAUGGGUUUCACGAAGGUACAAUUCAUGGAAAAGUUUUUGUUAGAAAAACUUUCUUUGCUUGAGUGUCCAUUUUUGAAUUUAAACAUGGUGGCGAACCAGCCUGUGGCUGAAAGCCACCCUAAUAAAGUAAUAAAAAAAAAAAAGAAUUCAAAGAAAAUUUGUAAGCAAUUAAAUUGCCUUCCUUAAAAAAACUUGAAUUCAAAUGAAUCUGAAAUAAAAUGGCUGUUCCGAUUUUGAUACAUUUUUCGUUCCGAUCAUGAUUCACUCUGUUCCGAUUCUAUGGUCAGAUAAAACGAGACAAAUUCACGUCGGAUUCGCUAUGGAUUACAGUUUCUGUAAACUAUAUGCGCAGAUUGUUUCGACAAACGUAAUUUGCUUAUGAUUUCAUGCGGUAAUAAUGGUGAAAAUGUAACAAGAAAAUCUAUGUACUAAGAAAAUAGUCUAAAUUGUUCCAAUCAUGAUACAUUACCUUAGUCAAUAAUAGGCACUCGGCUGAGUAAAUCUGAUUUUUAUAUCAGCCUAAAGUUCUUUGUGCUUACAAAAAAUCUAACUGGGAGUAUUUACCGAUUUUUUGUGCUCAUUUUCCCAUAGUCAGACAGCCAUCAAUGUAAUGGUAGUUUUAUGCAGUUUUCUUUGAAAAAUAAUAAAACGAAACCUAAUGAGAUAAAAAAUUUCCAAUUUUGAUGAGAAAAAAAAAAUUUUUUUUCGCGGUGUACAUUUUCUUCGGAAAGGCAAAACUAUUAUCUACAACUUUGCUAAAAACGUCGAUGCGAUCAAACAAACACACUUUACAUCUUGACAUCAAAUCCAAAUAUACAAAUUAUUAAAAUUUUAAAAUUGGGACAUUUUUUAUGGAAUUGCUUUAAUUCAAACAGUCUACUCACCUGAACAAAUAAUAAAUUCAUCCAUGGCGAAAAAAAAACGGCAACCGAACAAACACAGAAAAGAAUUGAAGUGAAGCGUGGGUCAUGUUUACAUGCCUGCCGGGGUAUGAAGUUGUUGAGGAAAGACAUGCUUUCUUCGUCCAAAUAGCCAGCAUUUUGCUAUUGGUUAUGAAAAUUAAAACUGAAUCAACUCACCAAGGUCAAUUGUUUCGUUUUUAAAAGUGUUUACAUUGAACAUUCACGUUAUUGAAAAAUACUAGAUAAAAAACAAUUCUCCAUUUGGUUGCAAUGCAACCAACAUCCAAUUUUCUUCGUAAUACACCGAAAAUGCAGCCAAAUGUUCCAGAUAAGUGAUAACUACUCAAAACCCCCCUUUCGGAAAUCUAGCACAACUUGUAAUCCAGGCGAGAGUAUAAGAAAGAUGGCGCAAGGCCUGUGCAGGGCAGCGAAACAAAUCAAAAACCAGUCAAGUAUUAGACUCAAGUAGACAAUUCAACUCAGUGUUACCCCUUUCCCAGCCAACGUAAAAGAACAAGACAAACUGUUGUUCAAAAAUUUCCAUGUUUCAAUUUUGCAAAUGAAACCAACUAAAAAAACGCAGAAAACCGUAGCUAAACCGUUGAUAUCCACUGGUUGUUAAAUUCAGAUUUUUCUACGGAAUACUGUAAAAAAACUCUUACUAAAUCGAAUAGACGUUACUAACCAUCAACUUGUACACUGCGGCAGCGGUAGUCGUCUUUUUUGUAACACGUUGUAGUAAUUGCUUCUAAUGACCGGACAGAAGAAGAACCGUUUGCAUUUAAGGAAAUCUAUAUACAUACAUAAAUUAGUCGUUAUGUACUAGCAGGGCGAAGUGUGAAUUUACAAUUCAAUAACAAAUAAGAGAAACAUAAACACAAACACAAAUUAAGUGAUACAAUUAGGCAGCCUGAACGUGAUUUAUUUCAGCCGUUUUUUUUGCGAACCACGGUUGAAGAUUUGCGCGCAAUCCUUCGAAUAUUUGUAUAGGGUAGAACCGAAGUUAGAGGGUCAUAUUUACCCGUUCUACCAACUAUUAAUACGUGAAACCUAGUGCGAUAUUUAGCUUGAUAUAUAUAUACUGUCAAAAUGGACACAAAACGGUGGAAUCGAUUAUAGUCACAACACACAUUUAAACCCAGACAACAAACCACACGAACUAAUGCAUGUAAAUGUUGAACAUUUUUCGUUUGUUUGUUUUUUUUUCUUACGCUAAGCAUUAUCAAACAUCUAGGAUUGAUAAUACUAGAUUUUACUAAUACCAGAAAAAAUGGAUUAAGCCAACCGUAUUAUAUAAACGCCAGAAAAAUAAACUUGAUGAUGAUCGUCGAUCGAUGAA
This is a messenger RNA of Wyeomyia smithii (pitcher-plant mosquito), 12158 nucleotides long. RefSeq lists its product as uncharacterized. Lineage: Eukaryota; Metazoa; Arthropoda; Insecta; Diptera; Culicidae. The transcript has 4 exons. The coding region runs from base 445 to 2634 and encodes 729 amino acids. Gene Ontology annotation, molecular function: metal ion binding; nucleosome binding; ubiquitin-protein transferase activity. The record is from RefSeq and is a predicted model, not a curated record. Gene Ontology annotation, biological process: double-strand break repair. Gene Ontology annotation, cellular component: site of double-strand break; nucleus.